This is a messenger RNA of Colias croceus (clouded yellow), 2176 nucleotides long. RefSeq names its product transmembrane protein 65. The transcript is spliced from 6 exons. NCBI's taxonomy places the organism in Eukaryota, Metazoa, Arthropoda, Insecta, Lepidoptera, Pieridae. Gene Ontology annotation, cellular component: mitochondrion. The coding region runs from base 67 to 933 and encodes 288 amino acids. The record is from RefSeq and is a predicted model, not a curated record.
AAACUGUCGAUCAGCGUCGGAAUUUAUUUUAGAAUAAAUAAAUAAUUCAUGUAAAGUAUUUUAAAAAUGAAAUCUAUGAAAAUAAUAAAACGAAUAAGUGGAUCGUCUAUCCUUAGUUUUAAAAUUGGCACUGAAAGUACUAUAUUCAAACCACAAAUUCGACACAGUUACAGUGCUGCUGUGGGGUGUUUUAACGCUAAAAGUUUCUCUCCUUUAGCUAAAAAUGUACGAAACUUGGGUUUAGGACCUACCUCUAAGGAUUUUGAAGACCCACCCCAGCUCUCAGGACCACUAACAAAAGCGCACGCGACAGAACUGGUACUACAUUUAAAAGAGGAUGAGAGAAAAAUACUAUUCAACGCCCUACAAGAAUACGAAUCGAAUAGAAUUAAAGAAGAAUUCGAAGACAAGUUAGCUGGCCAGAGAUGGAGAACAAAGUUGGGGAGGCCCAGUAAGGUUCAAACUCUUGGGGAUGUGGAUCCUACAGGCACUUACUGCCCUGUUCCUGAGGAUUGGCUCAAGAAAAAAUAUGCUGCUACAGUGCCAAAACCAUCAACCAGGGAACUAUUGCAUUUAUCACUUGCAAAUUCAAUACCAUUCAUAGGGUUUGGAUUUCUGGAUAAUUUCAUCAUGAUAAUUGCUGGCGACCGCAUAGAGAGCAGCAUGAGCGCGUACAUAACGCUGUCGACGAUGGCGGCGGCGGCGCUGGGCAACACGUUCAGCGACGUGAUCGGCAUCGGCUCGUCGUACUACGUGGAGCGAGCCGCCGCGCUCGUCGGGCUCGGCGCGCCCGCGCUGUCGCCCGUGCAGCUCGACAUGCCCGUCAGCCGCCGCUUCGCCAACGUGGGUCGCGUUCUGGGCAUCACUCUUGGUUGUUUUCUGGGAAUGACUCCAUUACUCUUUAAGGACGACGAGAAAAAACCCGAAACUUAAAACAUAUCACUGUUCGCGACUAAAUAGUCUUAACGGAAAAUUUAUUCUUCUCACUGUGAUUAGAACCAAACUUGCACUGAAUUCCUAAUUAUAAGAAAUCCUAUUAUAGGACUUUAUAGUGCUAUAAAAUCUAUUUUAUUAGUACAGUAAUACAGUACAUAUUAUAACGUUCAAAUUCUUUUUUAGUUAAUUUUCAGAAUUUGCAAAGAUUAUCCAUAUUAAUAUUGCCAUUAAUAAAAAAAUAAACUUAUUCCUUUUAAAAUCCCUUUUUAAAUGAUGUUAAUGCCUUCUUGUUUUAUUGCCAUUAAUUAUUAAAAUCAUGGAAUUUAAUAAGUAGGUACUCAAUAUAGGUUAUUAAGUCAUUGUAUGUUAUGUAAUGUUCCUUUGCGACGCGAAAUAUAAAUGCUUCCGAUAAAUCGAAUUACUUUAUGUAUAGAUUUAAUAACAAUAUAUUUAUUAUUAAGAUUACUCAUAUGACAUUAUAUUAUAUAUUUUAUGUGGCUUUUCCUCUGUGCCUAUACAGUGUGUGUUAGUGUAUAUUCUUAUGACUUUGUUAAACAGAAAGCGUACUUAGCACUUAUUAGAGCACUAAACUGGCGUUAUGUUAACGCGUAAAAUACAUCGUCAUAGCGCGGCAUGUGGCGACAGUUUAGCGCUCUGACGCGCGUUACAAACGCGUUCUGUAUGACAAAGCCAUUACUGAUUCCAUAGUUGUGUGGCCUAAGCAAAUAUCCCAUUCCUAAUUAUAAUUUAAAAAAUAAUAUGGCUUUGGUAAUUUAAAUGUACGACAUUGAAUGCAUUUACUAAAUUACUAUAAUAUGUAGUACAUAUAGUAAAUGCAUUAUAUUAUGUACUUCCAAAGGCUUACUGUCCAAUGAGUGAGAUUGUUUACAAUUUAACUUAGACGAUGUUACUGUUACUAUAUUGUGUAUUAUGUACAAGGCAGUUAAAAAGUCUAAUAAACAGCACUUGCCAUUUCUCUCUAAAUUUUAGACUACAGAAUUUAAAAUCAAUUUGAUAUCGUAAUUGUACUUAGGUACGUAGCGACUAGUCAGGGUUCUACAAAUUAUAACACUAUUUAUAGAAUGAAGCAAUAUGUAGUGAAGUAUGCUCUACUGCCGCUUAAUUAUCUGUGUGUAAAUACUAAUUUUAUUUAAUAAUCGUGUAUUGACUGUAAUUAUACGUUACAAUUACAAAUUUUAUUAUUUAGAAUACAAAUUUAUUAAAUGUUGUAAAUAUUAAA